AUGGCUAGUCCUCAAUCAAUUUACGCUGCUGAAAAUCCUGCGGCCAUACUUAUAAGAGUUGAUCCAUCAGGGAAGGGAGACUACAGGAAAAUACAAGAUGCCAUUGACGCCGUGCCAUCCAACAACAAAGAAGUUGUGUUCAUUUUGGUCAAGCCUGGUAUCUACAAAGAAAAGAUUGUUGUGCCUGCGGACAGGCCCUUCAUUACAAUAAGUGGUUCAAAGGCAAAUGGCACAAUAAUAACUUGGGAUGAUAGUGGGAAUAUAUUUGAAUCUCCUACCUUCUCUGUGUUGGCUUCUGAUUUUGUUGCCCGAUACCUCACAAUUCAGAACACACAUGGAGCUGGUGCCAAAGCAGUAGCAUUGAGGGUAUCCAGAGAUAGGGUAGCUUUCUUCGGAUGCAGAAUUUUAUCCUAUCAGGAUACCUUGCUAGAUGACACCGGAAGACACUACUACAGCGGUUGUUACAUUGAAGGAGCUGUCGACUUCAUUUGUGGGAAUGCUGCUUCUCUUUUUGAGAGAUGCCACUUGCAUUCACUCUCGGAAGGAGAUGCAGCUAUCACAGCCCAACGCAGGGAGUCACCUUCAGAAGACACAGGCUUUACUUUCUUGGGUUGCAAGGUCACUGGCGUCAAGACUGCUCUACUGGGAAGGGCAUGGGGUCCAUAUUCCAGGGUCGUUUUCGCCCUUACCUAUAUGUCUAAUGUGAUUCUGCCCCAAGGGUGGGAUUACUGGGGAGACUCAUCCAAGCAAAGCUCGGUUUUCUACAGAGAAUACAAAUGUUAUGGACCUGGAGCCAAUACAAAGAAAAGGGUUGAAUGGUCUCAAGAGCUGACAGGCAUUGAGGCCCAGCCUUUCUUGACAAAGAACAUGAUCGGUGGCAAGAGUUGGAUCAGAUCAACGCCAACCCGUUUCAAGAAAGCUUCAACUGCCAUAUCUAACAAUUCCACUAGGCAUGCCUAA
This is a messenger RNA of Theobroma cacao (cacao), 960 nucleotides long. RefSeq names its product putative pectinesterase 11. NCBI's taxonomy places the organism in Eukaryota, Viridiplantae, Streptophyta, Magnoliopsida, Malvales, Malvaceae. The record is from RefSeq and is a predicted model, not a curated record. Gene Ontology annotation, biological process: cell wall modification; pectin catabolic process. Gene Ontology annotation, molecular function: pectinesterase activity.